AUGUAUGAAAUAAUAAAACCAUUAAUUGAUGAUGAAUAUACAACACUUGAAGGGCAUGUUGGCGAAGUUUAUUUUUGUAAAUGGCAUCCUAAUGAUCCAAAUGUCUUGGCUACUGCAGGUCGUGAUUCUGUUUUGAGAAUCUGGAAAACCGAUCAUCAAGGAAAUUUUACUGAUGCUUUAAAAAUGGGAAAUGACGAGUUUUACUAUGAUAAUUUUAUAUGUUCAGUAGAUUGGAGUCCAAAUGGAAAACUCAUAGCAGCAUCAUAUUUUAGAGGUGUACCCAAAAUUUGGACAGAUCGAGGUUGUUUAAAAACAAUAUUAGAUUUUAAUAAAAAUUCUGUUACCAGAAUAAAAUGGAACCCAUCAGGAUCUUUAAUUAUUACUGCCGGUUGUGAUAAAAUUAUUAUUUUAUGGGAAGCCUAUUCUACAACUAUAAAAAAAAGUUAUUGUUUACAUAAAGAUAUAGUAUGGAAAAAUGAUAUGAUAUUUUCAUCAU
This is a messenger RNA of Entrophospora sp. SA101, 496 nucleotides long. NCBI's taxonomy places the organism in Eukaryota, Fungi, Glomeromycota, Glomeromycetes, Entrophosporales, Entrophosporaceae. The record is from the annotation of a GenBank genome assembly.